AUGGGGCAAAAGAAACGAGAGAUCUACGGCACCAAUCGCAACCCAGGCUUCAGCCCUGUCCGAGAUAUCAGUUUCCGCCAGGCCUUGUUGGGUUCCUACACACUACAAUGGAUGAUCAUCUCGGCUGAGGCCUUGCUGACCCGCUACAGAGGCGGGCCCGAGCCGCAGUCUCUGUUCCGUCGCAAGGCGGCGGCGUACCUGGCGCUGAAUAGACAUCUCCAGAACUUCUCGAGGGAAAAAAUCACGGAUCAAUUCGUCAACGGCAUCGUCAUGGCCAUCAUCACCGAGUCGCGCAUCGCGGCGCCCGAGGUCGCCAACAUACAUCUGCGCGCCUGGGAAGCCGUCCUCAAGACGGGAGGAGGCCUCAAGCAGGUCAUCGCCGCCUCUCCGCAGCCCUUCGACCAGAUGGGAUGUCUCAUGCCGUACCUGAUCUGCGAGCCCCUCCCGGAUGCCCUGGUCUUUUCCGAAGAGUUCGAGGAUCGGGCCAUGGAUCUCCUCCGGACGAUCGUGAAGGGGGAGAACCCGGCCGAUCCGACCGACCUGAUUUUCACAGCGUCUCAUGUCGUCGUGCAGCCCCAUGUACUGUUCCUGUCCAUGCGAGGCUCCCUGCCUCAGCAGAUCCGGCAUUUGUUGCUAUCUAGCGUGAUCGCCCCUUACCUACGCGUCGACACGUGGGGGCAGCGGCAGUACGCGCAAAAGUCGUCGCACUUCAUCUCCCUGUUCCUGCUGGUCACGACCUUUUGGAAGCUGCGGCGCGACUACAAGGCCCAGGCGGGCUUCUUCAACGGCCUGCACCGGCUGUUCAUGAACAGCGCCACGCAGACCCAGUCCGGGACCCGGUCCAUGACCGACGAGGGCUUCUUCUGGGUUGUGGUCAAGGCGUGCUUUGACGUCUACGUCAACAUGAGCGACAGGGCAACGCGGCUGAAGGAAUACAUCGAUUUCCUAGCCGACGCCCUCUCGGCCCUGAAACUCUUCCGCGUCUGUUGCGACGGCGUCAGGAAAGAUAUGACCGUUUAUCUCUACCAGUGCCUAACGGGUGGGAAUGAGGCGCCGGAUUGA
Messenger RNA from Cladophialophora psammophila CBS 110553, 1062 nucleotides. RefSeq lists its product as uncharacterized. The record is from RefSeq and is a predicted model, not a curated record. The transcript has 2 exons. NCBI's taxonomy places the organism in Eukaryota, Fungi, Ascomycota, Eurotiomycetes, Chaetothyriales, Herpotrichiellaceae. Bases 1 to 1062 code for a protein of 353 amino acids.